This is a messenger RNA of Fundulus heteroclitus (mummichog), 5596 nucleotides long. RefSeq lists its product as uncharacterized. Gene Ontology annotation, molecular function: GTP binding. The transcript has 8 exons. The record is from RefSeq and is a predicted model, not a curated record. Bases 80 to 2344 code for a protein of 754 amino acids. Lineage: Eukaryota; Metazoa; Chordata; Actinopteri; Cyprinodontiformes; Fundulidae.
UAUUAAUAUUGGAAUCGUUGCUUCUCACAAGGGACUGUAAGUCCUGACAUGUCUGAGGUUUGGAGCUGAAACGACAACCAUGGGGGAAAAUUACCAGUACCCUGUUUUCUUCGAGUGCGACAAGCUUCUUGAGGGUCAGAAGAAGAAGAAAGUAGAGGCAUAUUUUUGUGUUCGCCGGCGGUCCGGUGGAGGAGACUGCGGAUUGUUGAGCAAAGUUGCUGAUAAUGUCUACAGCAUAGCCUUCAAAAAUCAGAAAGAUCAACAGGAAGUACUGAAGAGGGCUCAGCAUGAAGUUGAUCUCACUGAUAGCAGCCUGGUCUUCAGUGUCAAAGGCAGCCUGUCACCUCCCAGCACUUCUCAUGACACUACCCCUACAGCACCAGCAGAGAGCCAACAAUCCAUUUCUGUCUCCUCUGCCCCGCUGAGUGGUAAUGAAGUUGAAGAGCAACUGGAAGAACAGGAGAUUUCUUCCCUGAAGGACUCUCCUGUUGCAGAGGAAUUGCUCACCUCUGGCUAUUAUUCUGCUGAGCAUUACCAACAGAAGGAAGAGACUUUAGAGAACAGAUUAUCUCAAGCUGAGGCUGCAGCAUGUCAAAAGGCUGCAUACCCUACAGAAAUUGAAGAGCCGCUCGGAGUGGAGCCUCAGUUUAAUUGGCUACAUUUUCAACAGCAUAGAGGAGCUGCUGGUGGACCUCAGAAGGGCCUUGUCCAUAUGGAGAUUGUUUCAGGGACCAUUGAGAGCCAGCAGACAGACGCAGUGGUAUCUCCCAUGGUCUUCCAAGAUCCUCUGUCCACCCGAGUUGGAACUAUUAUCUGUGAAGUAAUAGAUCCUCAGCUGACUGAGAGGGUCGUACAGGAAUCAAGAGAGGAAACGAUACCUGGUGAUUUCGUACUCGUGAAAGACUUGAUUGGAGUUCCUUUUGGUGCUGUGUUCUUCCUCAGCCUUGUGCGGUGGGAUGAAGAAGAGAAUGGAACUGCAGUUCAGGUUCUCCGCCUGGGCCUCAACAAAAUCCUGACUUCCUGUGAGAGAGAAGGUUUUGAAUCUGUAGCCCUACCUGCACUCGGUGCUGGCAUUGCCCUUUGUUUUCCAGUUACUGUGGUAGCGAGGGUUUUACAGGAGGAGGUCUGUAAAUUUGAACAGGAGAGAAGCACGAGCGCACCAGUCCAGGUUCGCAUUGUUCUACACCCCAAAGAUGAGGAUGCUAGUCAGUCUCUACAGGUCUUCAAGUCUGUCCAAGAAGAUAUGAAGUACAACAGAUGCACUGAAAAUGACCCGGAGAGUGGCUUAAAUUGGGGCUCCAUAACAAAGAGGAUUGUUCUGCUUGGUAAAACCGGAUCUGGGAAAAGCAGCCUAGCUAACACCAUUCUGGGGGAGGAUGUUUUUACCGUAUAUCAUUCUCCGAACUCAGGAACACAUUCAUGUCAUUCAGAGACAAGAACAGUGAAUGGGAGACGCCUAACUUUGAUCGACACACCCGGUUUCUUCGACACCGAUAGGACAGAAGAGGAUUUGAAGCCUGAAAUAAUGCGUUGCCUCACAGAGUAUGCUCCUGGACCACACGUCUUUCUCAUUGUGCUUAAAGUGGACAAAUUCACAAAGCACGAGCAAAAAGUCGUCACCAAAAUCCGCGAGCAUUUCUCUGACGAUGCUUUAAAAUAUGCUGUAAUCGUCUUCACUCAUGGUGGCCAGCUCCCAGAAGGGAUGAAAAUCGAAGAAUUUGUCCAUCAGAACAAGAAUCUGAGCAAUCUGGUGAAGAUGUGUGGAAGUCGGUGCCAUGUCUUUGAUAGUAAACACUGGAACGGAGAAGAGCAAGAUGUUUACAGGAGCAACCAGUUCCAGUUGGAGGCGUUCCUUCAAACAAUAGACAAGAUGAUUGACGAAAAACAUGGAUCCUACUACACCAACGAUGUUCUGCAGCACAUCGAAGAAAAGAUCCAGGAGCAAGAAAAGCAGAUUAGAGAGGUCACAGAAUAUUUGCCGCCACAGGAGAUCAGAAAACAGGCUAAAAGCUUUGUGUCGAAUGAAUUUUGGAUCAAGCUAGCAGGUACCACCACCGGCGUUGUGUUGGGGGCCUUUUUUGGAGUGCCAUCGUUAGUGCAAGCUGUUUUGAAAGCUGUGAAGAAUCCAGUUGAAGUGAUGAAGCACAUGAAAAACCUAACAACGAUGACACCUGGAGCCACUGCUGUAGCAGAGACAGUCGUUGCGGCUGCAUUUGGAGGAAUACGUGGUGGAAUCAUUGGACAUAAAGUGUCGACAGAAGCAAAAACACCAAUGGAGGCAAUGGGGAAGACUUUUAAAGCCAUCAAGGAAGACAAAAAUCCACUUAAGAUGCUUCAACAAUAGGUUUUACCAUUGGGAGUUAAACAUUUUUUUCUUGAGUUUUGAUGAAUAUUUUUAACUUUUGAAAGUUCUUGUCAAUGUCUUUUUUUGCACUUACCCUGUUGACCAAAAGCAUUCCGGCCCCUUUAAUGGUGGAUGUCACAGCACCAAUAUGCUGCUGACAGAUCUCCAGAAAUGAUGUUGUGAGUCCGAUGCAGAUUGUAGAAGGAAUUUUUCACCUGUUCUUGAUUUUAUUCUGUGGAAUCAAUGCCUCUAGAGAUAAAGCUAUAUUUUUGGGCAAAGAAAAACACUACAAUGGCUGGUAUGUUGCUACUAAUAUUUUUUUGUCAAACUAGUGUACCUACUUCUUGAAAUGAACUGUUCUUAAACUCCACUUAGAAUUUUUUUUUUAUCAUUUGACAGCCCUAACAUAUCAACUUUGAGGCUACAACCCACACUUAUCCACGGACAGGUUUGGCAUAGGUGGUGGUCAUACUUUUAUGCCAGAUCAGUUUGUUCUCAUGUUGGGAUUAAACAUGCACUGAUGCUUGUCUAAGUUGUUGGUAACUGAUACUUAUAUAAGUGUUUUAUAAGUUAUUGUUGGUUUUUUUGUGUUUGCUUGUUUCAUGCUCUUUCAGUGAUGCACUUGAUUUAACAGAAAAGUUUCGAUUUUAAAGAUCUUUAUGUUUUAAGACCUAUGGACUUUAUUAUUUAAACUAUUUAAACUUGAUCUAUUUGAGCUCACGUUAAUUGAAACAAUCACAUUGUGACAUUACAAAUUAAACUUUAUUUGUCAAAGUUAAAACUGUGUUAUAAUGAUUUUGGAAAAAUUAUAACUACUGAAAUAAACACUGAAUAUCUGUGUCUUCAAAGGAAGCAGCUAUACACUGGUAAUGUCUUGGUUUCAUGUUAACUGUAAUAACAAGCAUUGCUGAGUAAUCAUAUUUUCUGUGCUCUAUAUACUGUAUUAAUCAUUAACAUAAUCAAAAUUUGGUCUUAACUUUGCACAAUGUAAAUACUGUCUUUGAGUUGGUAAGCCCAAAAUAUUUAUGCCGGGGACAGAUUUAGAUUUUGAUUCAGCCAAGGUUUUUCUCCCUCAAUAAACUUCACUAAACUGUUUUUUGGGAAAGUGUAAUUCUCUUACAGGAAUAUUAAGUAAUAAUGACACCUGGUGGUCAAAAUAGGAACAACACAUACACAAUGCCUUUCACGGUUCUGUUGUUGCUGUGAAAUCCCACUGAAUUUUUACUUACACAUGAUGAUAGGUAUUUGAUGUUGCAUUCUGUUUAUGGUCUUCUUCUCUUACAGGCUUCCAUGUUUGCAGGCUGCUGCUCUUUUACCAAAAUAAAAUAACAAAUGCUGCUCUCUGUUUAGGGAACCCUGGAAAUGCUCAUAUGAUAAGCUCAGGAACCAGGAAGUAAAUACGGGCAAAUGUCAAGGAAUUUGUGUCAUGUUGGAGAAAUUCUGGAAAUGAAUAUUUAUUUACUACUCAGAUGUGGAGAUAACUAAAUGCCACAAUAUGAUUUAUUAAUAUGCCACGCAGUUUAUUGGGUGUGAAAGCUGCAUUGUAUGGGGGAAUUUACCCACAGCUUUCUUUAAAAUGCAAAACAAAACAAACAAAAAAACAACCUCUAUGAUUGUAUAUAAUGGUGGACUUGGUGGCCGGAUUAAUGAGAACAUCAUAGGAAUGGGAAGAACAAAAUAAGCAAAAUAAGAUUGAUGUUUUACCUCUUGCAUAUUAAAUGUGUCAGUUACAUUUAUUUUGACUUCUACAGGAAACAUUUUUGCUCACAUCAAAUCAACAUCAAAUCACAAAGUGUACACCUGACUUUGAAGGUGUUUAUUAUUGUUUAUUUUUAAUAAAACCAUGUAUAUUAUCAUUGAAUUCAGAUAUUCCAAUCACUUUCUUGGCCACAUGUGUAUAAAAUCCAGCAACUUGGCACGCAGCGUGCUCGGCAAACAUUAGUGAAAGAAUAGUUGACUCCCAGGAGCUCAGUAAAUUGAAGUGUGGUACAGUGGUUGAAGUCCAUGGUCAACUGUUUAGAAGUGUUGGACCAUGUAAAAUUACAGAGCAGGUUUGACAUAUUUGGAGGCACAGUGCAAAACCUGCAAAUGGAGAACACCGCACAAAGGAGGGCAUCCAAUCCAGUAUGUCUCAACACAUCCAGACCCACAGUGCAGAGUUAAAUGAGCACCCAGCUCCCCAACUCCCCAUGUGCAAAACACAUCCUGAACAUCUUUUGACCUGUAUAGUCUACUCUUUGAAGGAUGUUGUGAUGUAUUUGUUGUAAAUUUAGGUUUCUAGUAAUUCUGAAAGUCCUUACAUAUCUGUGAUCAUAGGUUUUGCUCCAAGCUGACUGAUAAAUCCUCCUCCUGUUUCAUAAUUGGAAGGGGUAUCAAUUCAUCAAGCUUAGACAAUAUCCUGAACAAUUUAGACAUAAAUUUAGGGUGUUUCAGAUCAAGAAACUCUAAUGCAUUUGAUGGCAUUUUAAACCGACUUUAAUGAGCCUAAACUGAUGAUCGACAAUGCAGACAACUGUCCACUGUGGCUUUACGACAAACAGCAGUUUGUUAAGACUUUAUGAAAUGUACUGGGUUUCUGUAGAUAGGGAACUUUUUGACCAGUCUGUCUGUAUAUAAUUUGAUUUUAAUUUGACUUUGUAAAGUGCCCUGAGACGACAUGCUGUGAAUUGGUGAAAUUUAAAUAAAAAUGAAUUGAAUUAAACACAAAUUUAUUUUUCACUAAAGAUUCAGUUUGUGGAUAUUCUAAGAAUAAUUUUUUUUCAAUACCAUAUUGCAUAUUUCAUUUGUUAAAUGAAAUAAAGUUGGUUCCUUCAAAUCUAUGUUCCAGGUAUUCAAUACAUUUACUCCUCCAGUCUGGGAGUUUAUCAAAUUAUAUUUAUAUAGCAUGUCAGAGGUUGCCGUCUUUCUAAAGAUCUGUAGCUCUCCUGAAACAAAGGUCAACAAUUCUCAUAAACACACUUUUAAAGCUUGUAGACCACCAUCCUGAAAGAGGAUUGUUCUGCUUGGUAAAACCGGAUCUGGGAAAAGCAACCUAGCUAACACCAUUCUGAGGGAUGAUGUUUUUACUGUAUAUCAUUCUCCGACUUCAGGAACACAUUUAUGUCAGCCAGAGACAAGAACAGUCAAUGGGAAACGCCUCACUUUGGUCGACACACCCGGUUUCUUCGACAGGACAGAAGAGGAUUAGAAGCCUGAAAUAAUGCGUUGCGCCAUCGUUCGACAGUGCUAUGAGCAUUAUUUUAACAAAUAAUG